AUGGACGGUCGCAACUACUACCACAACCCACCAACAGCCAUGUCCUCUUCAUCGUUCUUCGAUUUCGACUUCGACAGCAGCUUUCACUCAGACGAAGACGCGCACGAACAGGGCAUUCCGACCGCUACAUCCACCACGAUGACACCGACAAAUCAGGCCGAGACCUACCAAAGCCCCCAUCUUGCACCCACGCCACGCUACAGUUCCAACCUCGCCCCGACUUUUGAGCGCAACAGCUAUCCAGCACCGAGUGUGGUAUACAACAACCCAUAUCCGGCUAGAUUGAUGCCCACCUACCAGCCGCCUAACUUCCAACCGCGGCCACCUCCAACGCCUAUGGCGUCAGUACCGACCAUGCGCCGGUCUCCUUACCCAACACAAUUUAGUUUCACUCCGCCGCCGCCUUCUAUGCCCAUCGAUCCUGCUCUUCUCACGCUCUCGGACGCCCACUUUGAGCCACUGCUCCCCGGAAAUGAGCUGCCUGCUGGUCCGCAGCUGCUUGAAGGCCUAUUUGGCAACGCGCUGCCACAGUUCGCAGCCGUGUCAGGCACCGCGCAAGCGGUCAACCAACUGCGCAAAGCAAUCGACUUUGAGCACUUGAUGGUCGAAAGCAACGUUCAAGGUUUUCAAGAAGCCUUUGUUGCAUCCCUGAAGCACCUUCAGGUCACCGGUGCGAUUGCCGACCCUGAAAUGGUGGACACUGGCAGAGGACGCUUCACGCUGGAUGAGAUGACAUGGUACGAGCGCGGAGCCUUUGGUAUCACACCUGCCGACUUCUUGAUCGACCCUGCAGAGAGCGUGCAGAACUUUGGCAGUCCACCGUUCAAGGGCAAAGUGGACUUCCUGCUAGGUUUUCUUCGCGUGAUGGAGAAGUAUCAUGACCACUCGCAUGGAACCAGCUACCAGCUCGGAAUCGUCUCGAAGACCAUCUUCGAUGAGUUCACAGUGCAAAUCUUCCAAACCAAGGAAGGUGCCGAGGCUGCUCACACCGUUUGGCUUUUCCGCGAAUGCAUUGGCGACUAUUCCAGUCCCGAUGGUUGGACAGAGUCGUGGCGCGCCUUUGUCGAACGCCAAGGCACUCAAGAUACCGGUCAGACAUCUUCUAGUUCUGUCUCGGAUACCUUCCUCUUCCCCAAGCAACACCAGAACUUCGAUCGAUCAGGCCCCAGCUACCGAAACACCAGCAUUGGCGCCUUGUCACCACCAAAGCGCAAGCAGCGUGGCCGUCCACGCAAGACGGCCUCUCUACCCUCAUUUCCCACGACCGCGCCUUCAGCUCACGACAUUCCACCUCGGCACAACUGGUCAGGCGCUCAAACCAAGCAGGACAACGCCCAUCACUUUCAGCACCUCACCGACGAGGAGAUCCUCUCAGGCAGUGUUCACCCAGACGACAUCGUCGGCACGCUCAUGCUUCGCCUGGUCCCUGCUCACUCCAACUCUGAGCUGCACGAAAGAAUCAACGCGCUUUACGCAAGGGUGGAUCCUGACGAGCCGAAGAAUGUUACAGCUUCGUCAAUCACGAAGCGCUGGACUUUGGCGCUGCAGCACAUCUGCAAGCGUGAUGGGCUGGAUCGCAAGGCAGAGAUGGAUCGCUACCAUCGCAUGCGGUCUAGCAACGGCAUUCCUGGAGGCACGGGUGGAGGUGAGGGCCCGCCUGCUUCGAAGAAACGAAAGGCUUCACGCAUGAAGGGAGAAGAAGAAGAAAAGGCUGUCGUCAAGCGCGAAGAAUCCCCUGAUGCCGAUGCCAAGUUCGAAGAAGACGAUGACUUUGUCACCCCACCAGCUAGACCUCCCACUUGUCGCCGGCGCAUGAGAAAGCAAGUGAACUAUGCGACUGCGCUGGAGAAUUUCGAGGGGCUUGAAGACGACGAUGAACAGGAUGGGGACAGCCGUCCGGCCAAGCGGAAGAAGUACGCUGAGGAGGACGACGAGGGCUCCGAGUUUGAGCAGUGA
Messenger RNA from Zasmidium cellare ATCC 36951, 1956 nucleotides. RefSeq lists its product as uncharacterized. The record is from RefSeq and is a predicted model, not a curated record. The transcript has a single exon. Bases 1 to 1956 code for a protein of 651 amino acids. Lineage: Eukaryota; Fungi; Ascomycota; Dothideomycetes; Mycosphaerellales; Mycosphaerellaceae.